UCCCAAGGUGCCAGAUCAGACCCUCAUCAAGAGAGUUGUGGGACUCGCCGGGGAUAUUAUAGGCACGCAUGGAUACAAAAUCAGUGCCCUCCAAGUAUGGAUAUCAUAUGUAGAAGUAAUUUGGUAUUGAGUAUAGAACGGUGCCAGAGGGACACUGCUGGUUGGAAGGAGACCACACUGGACAUUCUAUGGACUCUAAUACCUUCGGGCCGAUAUCUCUGGGUCUGGUAAAGGCGAAAGCCACUCAUAUAGUUUGGCCGCCAAGUCGAUGGCAACAGUUACAUCCUACAAAGCCCAAUCAUGAGAGCUGUUAGCUUUGUAAAGAGAUUGCAAUGGGAAUUACCUGGUACUGUAUGCAGGCAUGGCUUAACUAUAGGAGAUGUCGAUAACGAUGGUGAUAAUGAAUUGGUUGUCGGCACUGCUGAAGGAGAGCUUUAUAUCUUCAAGGGAUCAGAAUUAUGGCAGAAAAUCAUUGGCCUCGGUCUUAUAACUAGCGUGGCAAUUGGAGAUAUUUUUAAUUAUGGACGCAAUGCGCUUGUUGUCAUCUGCGGCGAUGGAUGGACGCAUAUAUUUUACAGUCCCAGAUCUGUCAAUCCUAACAACUCUAACGUGUUUGCAGGCCAACAUAAUAGUAAAGAUACAAGCGAGCAAGACAAUUUCAAAACGACUACUGACAUAGGAAAUUCCCAAAACACGGAACAUAUUGACAAUACUAAUGAAAUUAAUGAACUCUCUGGAAAAAUGGAGUGUGUACAUGUACAAAGAAUUCCAACUAAUACGAAGACCGUGCUGAUAGCUGAUGUCGAUAAAGAUGGUGCUAACGAGAUGAUUCUCGGUCUGACGGAUCGUGUUGUGAGAUCCUACAGAUGGUCAAGUAAUGCUGACUUGGAAACAGGAAAAUUAGUUGGCCUAAAUAAGUGGGAAUGCACUAAUCAAAUAGGAACGGUUACGUUGCAACAUACUGGUGAUGGUACGCCGACUCUACUGGUUGCACAACCUGGUGGAACGUUCAUGCGGAUUAAAUGCAACGCUGAAGAUUGUCAAUCAAAGAAUAGUUCCUGCGAAGCUGUAGAUUAUCAGACAUUAGGGAUAUCUAGGAUGCGCAAUCAAAAUAUUUCAACGGAGAUUAUUGGAGAUUUGGAGCCGGGAGUAACGCCGUUUAUUUCGACGAUUGAACCUAAAAUGUCUAGUUAUAUGCCUACAAAUAAGUUGCCGAAACAAAGUUUCGCAGACGACAGCCAGCUAAACAUGAAAACCUUCAAACCUGCGUCGCUCGAGUUCAAGAGGAAUUACUCGCAACCGGCGUUUCGGAAAAAUAGUCUGGAUAUGGCUGGCGAGUAUAGUAGAAAAGAUUUCACAUCAGAAAGUCAAGGCCCAGUUAGAUUUUAUAGUCCCGUCGAGUCUUCAGGCGCGGAUGAAAUGGAUGGCAACUUUAUCGGUGGCAAUGUUAUUCUCGGAGAAUACGACGACAACAAAACUACGAAAGAUACAUUAUUGCCAUCUUUUACACAUUUUUCCCAGAAUAAUAAUAAUAGUAAAAAUAUCAGUAAUAGCAAUGAUAACAGCAACAAUAUCAGUAAAUCGAAUCAACAUGAAGAAAUCAUAAGAGAAGAUAAGACGGAAUCAAGCAAUGAAGUCAUCAGUGAAAAUGCUCCAAAGGGAAAACCUUAUGCCUUGGCAACGCUUGACGGAACUAUUAUGUUAGUACAGGAUGAGAUCAUUUUGUGGGCUAUGCAGGUAGAUCAUCAGAUAUUCGCGCUGUGUCGACUGGACGUCACAGGCGAUAAUUCCGACGAGAUAAUCGCUUGCGCCUGGGACGGCCAAACGUACAUCUUAGAUCAACAACGGCAUAGCGUACGCUUUCAAUUUGAGGAACCGGUCAGAGCUUUUUGCACAGGAAAUUAUAACGUGAUCCCGGGAACGUCUAGUCCCAGCCUGGUGUACAAUACCUUCAACAACAAGAUUGUUCUUUAUUACGACGUUACUCUGCCGAGCAUGACGAUUACUCCUCUGAAUCCCAUGAAGGACUUUGAGCCUGAUGAAACGCAAGUCUUAGAGAAAUUAUUAGGCGAGUGCAACGUAAAUGAAAAACAGCAAAAGAUGCAGCAGUUAACUGAAUGGUUGCUGUAUGGUGUACAUUAGCACACAUGGCAAAUGGUCAUAAUUAUACAGCGUGAUUCUUAUGUUGCAAUAUAUUUUAAGAAUCGCCCUGUACAGACAAAAUGUAUAAUAAAACAUGCAUAUUCUGGUA
Molecule: messenger RNA, 2251 nt
Organism: Wasmannia auropunctata (little fire ant)
Lineage: Eukaryota; Metazoa; Arthropoda; Insecta; Hymenoptera; Formicidae
Product: integrin-alpha FG-GAP repeat-containing protein 2-like
Exons: 8
Coding region: 301-2142 (613 amino acids)
Biological process (GO): regulation of TOR signaling
Cellular component (GO): KICSTOR complex
Source: RefSeq, a predicted model, not a curated record